Acomys russatus (golden spiny mouse) is the source of this 5580-nucleotide messenger RNA. RefSeq names its product nucleoporin 210 like (gene Nup210l). The record is from RefSeq and is a predicted model, not a curated record. Gene Ontology annotation, cellular component: nuclear pore. The transcript is spliced from 40 exons. The coding region runs from base 1 to 5580 and encodes 1859 amino acids. NCBI's taxonomy places the organism in Eukaryota, Metazoa, Chordata, Mammalia, Rodentia, Muridae.
AUGAUUGGCUCUGGGGCUCCUCUUCCUCAGCGCCUCAGGCUCCUUUUCUCCUUAACUCUACACUGCUUCUUCCUGCUUUUAGCUGGGACCUUGGCCAACAAACUCAAUGUGCCACAAGUGUUAUUGCCCUUCAGCCAGGAGCCAGGCCGGGUGCCCUUCUUGUUGGAGGCGCAGCGGGGUUGCUACACCUGGCAUUCCACUCAUCACGACGCAGUUACCAUUGAGCCUUUAUAUGAAAAUGGCACCUCCUGUUCCCAGAGGGCUGUUCUUGUUGCCCAAUCCACCCAACCCGUACGUCUCAGCAGCAUUAUUCUUGCUCGCGAAGUGGUGACAGACCAUGAGCUGCGCUGUGACGUUAAGGUCGAUGUGAUAGACAGCAUUGAAAUUGUGUCCCGGACCCGGGAGCUGUAUGUGGACGAUGCGCCCCUCGAACUGAUGGUGAGGGCCCUGGAUGCUAAAGGAAACACAUUCAGUACUUUGGCAGGCAUGGUGUUUGAAUGGAGUAUCGCCCAGGAUGACGAGUCAGCAAGAGGAGAGCUGUCUAGCAAAAUUAGGAUUCUGAAAUUCUCGGAAGCAGAGUAUUCUCCCCCUGACUACAUAGCUGAGAUGGAAAAGGACGAGAAACAAGGGGACGUGAUUCUGGUGUCUGGGAUGAGGACUGGAGCUGCUGUUGUAAAAGUCCGAGUUUACGAGCCGUUCUACAAGAAAGUGGCAGCGUCCUUGAUCCGCCUGCUUGUUCUGGAGAACAUAUUUCUCAUUCCAUCCCACGACACGUAUCUCUUAGUUGGAGCCUAUAUUAAAUACCGAGUUGCAAAAAUGGUUCAGGGGAGAAUGACAGAGGUGAAAUUUCCCCUGGAACAUUAUACCUUGGAAUUGCAAGACCACAUUGUUACAGAUAAUGGGCAUCCGUCCGGAAAAGUGGCUGUCCUGGAUGAGAAAACAGCUGUGGUGACUGCUCUCCAACUGGGUCACACUAACCUUGUGUUUGUCCACAAAAAUGUUCAUAUGCGCUCUUUGACUGGACUCCCUAACUCUACCAUAUAUGUAGUAGAGCCUGGAUUUUUAGGUUUCACCAUCCACCCUGGGGGCCGCUGGAGUCUGGAGGUGGGGCAGGUGUACGUCAUCACAGUGGAAGUCUUUGAUAAGAGCAGCACACGGGUCUAUGUUUCUGAGAAUCUCAAGAUUACAUUCCAGCUUCUGAAGGAGUACUUUGAAGAGCAGCUAAGCACUUCAAACGGGUCUUACCAUGUAGUAAAAGCCCUGAGAGACGGAGUUGUGGUGAUAAGUGCGAAUCUGACGUCCAGCCUUCAGGAGAGCAACAGUUCUCAUCCUCAAACGUGUCAAAUCAGUCACCAGCGAGAGGUGAGGAUUUACUUUCCUAUCCAGCUCAGACCCAGCGUUCUAGCGUUUCCACACCAUCCUCUGGGAAUAGUAAAUCGUUACAGAGUUCAGGUAGAGGGCGGUAGUGGCAACUUCACCUGGACCUCUUCUAAUGAACCUGUGGCCAUGGUCACCACCAAAGGAGUGGUAACUGCAGGUCAGGUGAGAGGGGACAGCACCAUUUUGGCACGAGAUAUACAAAAUCCUUUUCGAUCUGGAGAAAUGAAGGUAUAUGUCAUGAAGCUGAACAAAAUGGAACUGUUACCAUUUCAAGCUGACGUGGAGAUCGGCCAGAUUAUUGAGGUCCCCAUCGCUAUGUACCACGUAAACACAGAGACCAGAGAGGCCAUCGCAUUCACAGACUGCUCUCACUUACCUCUGGGUCUCAGCUCAGAGAAGCAAGGAGUCUUCACUCUUUUCAAAGAAGGUAUCCAAACACCUGGACCAAGGCACUGCUCUAGUGUGCACAUAGCGGCCACCUCUCCAGGCCACACUCUGGUGACAGUCAGCGUGACUGGGCAGGAAGAGCUCGUGUGGAGCAGUGCCACGUUUGCCGCUUACGAACCUCUAAAGGCUGUAGACCCUGUGCAAGUGGCCUUGGUGACAUGGCAGUCUGUGAAGGAAAUGGUAUUUGAGGGGGGCCCUCAUCCAUGGGUCUUGGAGCCAUCCCGAUUUUUUUUGGAGCUGAGCGUGGAGAAGGAAGAAGGCAUCAGUGUAACAGAAGUCCGGUUGCCAGCUAAGAGGAAACAGAACCAGUACAUCUACCGAGUCCUGUGCCUGGAGUUAGGGGAACAGGGUCUCACUUUACGGAUCGGAAAUCACCCAGGUGUCCUUAACCCUAGUCCCUCAGUGGAAACUGUGCAGGUGCGCUUCAUCUGUGCCCACCCUGCCAGUAUGUUGGUGACACCAGUGUACAAGGUGCCUGCUGGCACCCAGCCAUGUCCUCUGCCACAGUACAACAAGCAACUGAUUCCUGUGUCCAGCUUGAGGGACUCAGUCCUGGAACUGGCAGUAUUUGACCAACACGGGAGGAAGUUUGAUAAUUUCAGCUCACUAAUGCUAGACUGGAGAUCUUCCAAUGAGACGCUGGCCCAUUUUGAAGACUCUAAGUCAAUGGAGAUGCUAGCCAAAGAUGAUGGCCAUGGGCAGACCCAGCUGCACGGCCAUCAGAUCCUUAAAGUGCAUCAGAUAAAGGGGACUACGCUCAUUGGAGUCAACUUUGUGGGCUAUUCAGGGAAGAAAAGCCCAGAAGAAAUUUCCAACUCACCAAGAUCUGCGACAGUUGAAUUGGUCCUGGUAGAGGACGUCACAAUACAGCCUGAGGAUGCCACCAUCUACAACCAUCCUGCUGUGAAGGAAAUAUUUAACCUUGUGGAAGGAUCUGGCUACUUUCUGGUCAACAGCAGUGAGCAAGAUAUUGUCACCAUCACUUACACGGAAGCAGAGAGCUCCAUCCAGUUGGUUCCAAAGCAUCCUGGAUUUCUCACCCUAGAAGUGUACGACCUGUGCCUGCCUUUCCUGGGGCCAGCAACGGCCCAGCUCAAAGUGUCAGACAUACGAGAGGUGGAGUUGGAUCUGAUUGAUAAGGUUGAGAUCGGCAAAACCGUGUCAGUGGUUGUAAGGGUUCUUGGCUCUUCUAGACACCCUUUCCGGAACAAGUACUUCAGAAACAUGGAUGUCAGGCUGCAGCUGGCAUCUGCCAUUGUCACCCUGAGACUAAUGGAAGACCAGGACGAGUACUCGGAAAACUACAUGCUCCGUGCUGUCACCAUUGGACAAACCACACUUGUAGCCAUCGCCACAGAUAAGAUGGGGAGACAGUUCACAUCGACACCUCGGCACAUUGAGGUGUUUCCUCCGUUCAGACUUGUUCCUGAGAAAAUGACAUUGGUUAUAACAAACAUGAUGCAGAUAACGUCGGAAGGAGGCCCUCAGCCGCAGUCCACCAUUCACUUCUCUGUCAACAAUCAGACGGUAGCUGUUGUUAACCGCAGGGGCCAAGUUUCCGCAAGAGAGGUUGGCACAGCUGUGGUCCACGGCACCAUCCAGACAGUGAAUGAAGACACUGGCAAAGUCGUUGUGUUCUCCCAGGAUGAAGUCCAAAUUGAAGUGGUCCAGCUCCGGGCUGUUAGGAUCCUCGCAGCUGCGACUCGCCUCAUCACAGCCACUGAGAUGCCAGUCUAUGUCAUGGGGGUGACUAGUACCCAGACUCCCUUCUCCUUCAGCAAUGCCAACCCCAUGCUCACAUUCCACUGGUCCAUGAGCAAAAGGGACGUGCUGGAUCUGGUACCCAGGCAUUCAGAGGUGUCUCUACAGCUUUCAGCUGAGAACAACUUUGCCAUGGUUGUUCACACAAAAGCAGCUGGCAGGACCACGAUCAAGGUCACUGUCCGCAGUACAAAUAGCUCCUUCGGACAGUUUGAGGGGAAUCUGCUGGAACUGUCUGAUGAGAUUCAGAUCCUGGUGUUUGAAAAACUCCAACUUUUCUAUGCAGACUGCCAACCCAAGCAGAUUCUGAUGCCUAUGAAUUCUCAGCUGAAGCUCCACACCAACAGAGAUGGCGCAGCCUUUGUGAAUUCCCGUGUUCUCAAGUGUUUCCCUAAUUCCUCCGUCAUUGAGGAAGAUGGAGAGGGGCUCCUGAGGUCUGGAUCCAUUGCGGGCACUGCAGUAUUGGAAGUCACUUCUAUAGAACCUUUUGGAGUCAAUCAAACGACCAUAACUGGAGUCCAGGUGGCACCAGUGGCAUACCUUCGGCUGAGCAGCUACCCCAGGCUAUACACGACCCAGGGAAGGACGCAGUCAGCCUUUCCUUUGGGCAUGUCUCUCACCUUUAUUGUUGAGUUUUAUAAUAACAUUGGAGAGAAAUUCCACACCCACAAUACUCGGCUCUGUAUGGCUCUGAACAGAGAUGACUUGCUGCUGAUCGGACCAGGGAACCGAAACUACACUUAUAUGGCCCAGGCUGUGAACAAAGGGGUGACAGUUGUGGGACUUUGGGACCAGCGGCAUCCUGGCAUGGCAGACUAUAUUCCUGUUGCUGUAGAACAUGCCAUUGAGCCAGACACCAAGCUCACCUUUGUUGGAGAUGUCAUCUGCUUCAGCACUCACCUCGUCAAUCAGCACGGGGAGCCUGGGGUGUGGAUAACCUCCACCAACAGUAUCAUACAGACAGACACUGUCACUGGAGUAGGAGUGGCUAGGAGACCAGGAACUGCAACCAUUUUUCAUGACAUCCCUGGAGUCGUGAGGACAUUUCGAGAGGUGGUAGUCAAUGCGUCAUCAAGAUUAACACUCAGCUAUGACUUGAAAACUUACCUCACCAAUAACCCCAAUGCAACCGUGUUCAGACUCUUCAUCAGCACAGGCAGAAAUGUCAACCUCAAAGGAUCCUGUACCCCAAGUCAGGCUUCGGCUGUUGCAAGGGUUCUUUUUCCUGAGACCCUCAUGCUCUGCCAUGUGCAGUUCAGCAAUACUUUACUGGACAUUCCAGCAAGUAAAGUCUUUCACGUCCACUCAGAGUUCAGCAUGGAGAAAGGCGUGUAUGUCUGCCUAAUCAAAGUUCGACAGAAGUCAGAGGAGUUGCGCCAAGUCCUCAGUGUGGCAGACACCUCAGUCUAUGGGUGGGCGACUCUGGUCAGUGAACGUGGCAAGAAUAUGCAAAGAAUCCUUAUUCCUUUCAUCCCUGGCUUUUACAUGAACCAAUCAGAGUUGGUUCUUAGCCAAAAAGACACUGGAGAGCUAAGAGUCCUGGGAGUGGAAAGAGUUCUCGAGAGCCUAGAGGUCUUCCCCAGCUCCCCAUUUCUAGCGGUCUCCGGCCACAGACACUCCACCUUCAUGACCGGCCUGAUUAUCUACCGAGUGAGAAUAGUCAACCUCACUGCCAUGCAGCAGAUGCCAUCACCUGUUUUCAUUAAUGUCUCCUGUGCACUCACCCAUCAACACGAGGCUGUGAUAGUUAGAGCAAAGGCAACAUCUGCUACAGAUCACUGUGAAGAUUCAAGUGUCUUCAAGAAUUUUGUUGGUUCUUACCAGAUCCUCCUGUUCACCCUCUUUGCUGUGCUGGCAUCAACUGCUUUCAUCUUCCUAGCGUACAAUGCCUUCCUCAACAAGAUGCAAACUAUUCCAGUUGUUUAUGUGCCAACUAUAGGAACAGCUCAGCCAGAUGACUUCUCUGUGGCCGACUGCACUCUCACCGUGUAA